UUGUUUUACGUUAUGUGCUGCUUGUGAAAUUCCCUACAGGUCGGUGUAGCUGAUUCUUGUACUUCUUGGUACUUCUAGCCAUAUAUGGUGCGGGAUAUUUAGAGAAAGAAGUGCUUCCCUUGAUAUUUAGUUAAUUAUGAUUACUCUGUCAAAGAAAUUAAAGGAAGAUGCAGCCAGAAAAUCAUCUGGUUCCAACUCCAAAUCACCAGACCUCAACAAUUCAACAAAGCGGGUUUCAAUACGAGACAGAUUGCUCAUCAAAGAAGUGCCUGAAAUGACAUCCAGCUUACCAAAGACAUGUAAAGUGCAUUUUCCUGAUGUUCAUAAACUUCACCAUAGUCUCUUAACAAUAUCUCCUGAAGAGGGCUACUGGAAGGACGGCAAAUUCAUCUUUGAACUCACACUAACAGAAGAAUACAACAUAGCGCCUCCAAAAGUCAGAUGCAAAACAAAGAUAUGGCAUCCCAACAUCUCAGAGGAGGGUCAGAUCUGUCUCAGUCUUCUACGAGAGCAUUCAAUGGACGGGACAGGCUGGGCACCGACAAGAACCCUGACAGACGUGGUGUGGGGACUCAACGCUUUAUUUACAGAUCUUCUUAACUUCGAUGAUCCACUCAACAUCGAAGCAGCAGACCACUAUCUCCGGGACAAGCGAGACUUUGAGGUGAAAGUCCAGCGUUACGUCAGGAACUACGCGAGAUGACAUGCGCUCGUGGCGUUAGUUCUACUGUACUGUGUAAAUAAGAAGGCACGAUAUGGUCUCGAAAGAUAUUCAGGUCAUACAGACAUAUCUAAUAUUUAUUGUAGACUUUCUACUUUGGGAGUGUUCCAGUGAGGAACGAUGUGCUUCUUCUUGUUUACGAAUCAUUCCCUGCCCAAAAGAAGGCCGUAACUGCCAGUGACAAUACCUAGCUGUUACGGCUUUCUUACGGGCAGCUGAUGAAAUGCUUAUUUUAUUCUUGACCCCGUGUGCACUUCAAGUUUUCUUCCAUUGUACAUUGUUGUGCACAGGGCACUCGGGUUGUGCAACUAAUUGGGAAAGUGUUAUAUGAUGUAGGUAUUUGGCAUCAUAUCCUUUUUAGAAAGGGAUAUGAUUUUGUUGAUAGCUAAUUAGAGUAGCCGGGUCAUGCGAGAAGCAACUUGGUUGAUUUAAGAAAUCAGCUGCACAUAUGCAAUAUAGAGUACAUUGAUUUACAUGUUAAUUACUGAUUACUGAUGUCAAAUCACUUCUCUUUAAUUUUAAUUGUAGUAUACAAUUGUUAAGAUCAGCUAGCUGCAGGAUUAAUUUAUUUUUUUUUUAUUUUUCUUCGAGUGAUCAUGCUCCUUCCCAAGCAAUAAUUCUUUACUAAAACAAUCUCAUCUGUGGCUUUAAAGGCUCAUAAAUGUAUGAAGAACAGAUGGUAGUAUUGAGAUGAUGUCCUCAGUCCUGACAGCUUUAAGUUCCAUCCAGCUUCAAAAGGUUUCGCCUUCUUGCAUGUUAAUUUUGCAGUCCAUUUUUGUAAGGUUUGAGUCAGAGCUCGGUUGACCACCUCUUCAAUGCUUUUGCAAAAGUUUAUUAAUAAAAGACCCUACUUGUGAAAGGAGGGCUUGAUCAGUAUAA
Strongylocentrotus purpuratus (purple sea urchin) is the source of this 1600-nucleotide messenger RNA. It is a transcript of the gene ube2f, whose product is annotated as NEDD8-conjugating enzyme UBE2F. The transcript has 6 exons. The record is from RefSeq and is a predicted model, not a curated record. NCBI's taxonomy places the organism in Eukaryota, Metazoa, Echinodermata, Echinoidea, Camarodonta, Strongylocentrotidae. The coding region runs from base 137 to 703 and encodes 188 amino acids.